This is a messenger RNA of Colletotrichum lupini, 750 nucleotides long. RefSeq lists its product as uncharacterized. The transcript has a single exon. NCBI's taxonomy places the organism in Eukaryota, Fungi, Ascomycota, Sordariomycetes, Glomerellales, Glomerellaceae. The record is from RefSeq and is a predicted model, not a curated record. Bases 1 to 750 code for a protein of 249 amino acids.
AUGGACGCAUACACGCAAUAUACUGUGCCAAGUGCCUUCCUCCAACUGCCACGGGAGAUACGCGACCAUAUCUAUGAGUUAUCCGAGCUUGUGCCCUCGAGGUGUGAGCUAGAUAUUUGCGAGCCAGUUGGCAGUCUACCAUGGGCUGCAGCAUAUCCAACAUCUCCUCUCUUCGAAGUCUGUCUCCAAGUUCAAGCCGAGGUCCUCGAGUUGUUCCACAGCCAAAACCAUUUCAGGUUCUGGCUUGGACGGAACAGGUGGUGUGGGAGCCAAUAUAUGUUUGGCUCUUUCAACUCCACAUUCACUGAAGCGCAAUUCAAAUCGGCAGACCUCCCUUCUCUCAAGGGCAUCAAGCAACUCUAUCUGAACUUCUAUAAAGGCAUCGGACCAGGCCAAAUAAUUGCGUCGGAACUGGCUGCAUCAGCCAGUCUGGUAGAGAGAACCACAAUCUGCCUCAACAGACAUAGCCAGGAUCCGGCUUCUGACCAGUUUCAGACUGCUCUUCUGAGAUUCGUGAGAGACAUCCAGGAGCAAGUCCCUUUGGUGCAUACAAUCAGGCUCGCUCACCCCAUUGCCAAAGAGCUUGCUCAGAGAAUAGCUAAAGAGACUUCGUUGCAAAUCGAGGCCAUCUGUGCGAGAGAGACUCAUGACGAAUGUGACCGCAAGCUUCCAUUGUCACCAGAAACUUUUUGCGGCUCAGCUAGGUCUCAGAAAACCCAAGAAAGUGAUUCAGACAACACAGCAUUCUAA